UUUUUAUCUGUGAUUAAUAAUCUUACAAAUGUUAGUCUGAGCACCCCUCCCGAUCGUUCAUUGUAUAUCCAACUUCGAAAUUUUUUGCAAGCCAGAUUGUCGGCAAAAACUUUAUGAGUCAAAAGGAGCAAAAGCCUACGCUCACGGGGCACCGAACUCGGACCCGAAAGAGGGAUGAGAAAGAGAAAUACGACCCAACUGGGUUCCGUGAUAGUAUCCUACAAGGACUUAACGAAGCUGGCACAGAUUUGGAACAAGUGUCUAAAUUCUUGGUUGAAGCUGGCCAUAAGCUGAACUACAGGCUUUAUGGGGAAACCCUUCUCGACAUUUUAUUUGCUGGUGGUAUUUUAGCACCUGGAGGAUCAGUAGUAGAGGAUACGGAUAAGACCAAGGUUUGCCGCAGCGAGGUCUGCGUCUUCACCACCGAAGAAGAUGUCAAGGCAAUGCAAAACUUUUGGGAGCAAGUGUUCAGCAAGGUGACCAGACGUUUUAAAUACCUCGAAAAGAAACUCCAAGAUGAACUUAGCAAGAUUAUCCUGUUCCUUAAGGGAUUCAGUGAGGUGGAACGUAAAAAGGUAGCAAUGUUUACCAGCAUCUUACUGACUGAAAACGAGGUAGAUGCUAAAUGCCUCCUAAAUCUCUUCAAUGAUCAUCUAGUCAAAGAUGGUAUCGCCUUGCAGUUUGCAGUGGAUAUGUUUGCAGUAUGGUUGAAGGAAAAGGAUAUGGCCAGCAUCGCUGGGGUGCUGAGUAAGGCACAACUUGACAACAGACUAUUGGAACUUAUGCCAAUAUCAAAGAGAAGUGAAGCCAACUUUGAAAAUAUUUUCACAGAAGCGGGUUUGACUGAUUUUGCAAAGUAUCAGAGGGCUAGAGCUCAUGCUGAAAGCAAGAAGCAACUGUACAAAGAACUUUCUGAGAUCUUCGAAGAAUCCGGAGACAUAAAAGAGAUACAAAGUGUGAUCCAGGAAACUAUGAAGAAGAAUGAUUUCACUGGCAAGGACAUCAUUGCUGUGCUCUGGAAGGUUAUGAUGAACUCCCAUGAAUGGCCGAAAAAAGAGGAGCUUAUUCCAGAACAAGUUGGACGAUGCUUCAAGAAAUACAUGCCACUAUUCAAGACCUUUGUUAAUAAUGAACGCACUGAAGCUGAACUUUUGCUGAAGAUGCAGGAAUACUGUCAUGCUAAUAUGAGGAAAAUGUUCAGCAAGAUGGUCACCUGGUUUUAUUCAUCCGAUGUACUGUCUGAAGAUGAGAUUCUGAAGUGGUACAAGUGUAACAACAAUCUCAAGGGAAAGGCCUACUUCAAUGAACAGAUGAAGAAAUUUGUUGAUUGGCUUAACACUGCUGAAGAAGAAUCUGAUGAAGAUGAUGAUGAGGAUGAAGAAGAGGACCAAGAUCAAGAAGAAAAAUAGACCUUGAGCGUUUCAAUGCCUUAUUCCAAAUGUCAUACUGUUAUCAUGUAUCACCUGUAAUUUGAUAUUGCAUUUGACCCAAAAUCCUCAAAUAGUAUUAAAUUGAGGCUUCCGUUGCAAUUGCUUCUAGUUUAUUUCAGGAAGCCUUUUGUCUUAUUCCUUAAAGGGAAAUUCACCCUGA
Molecule: messenger RNA, 1590 nt
Organism: Lytechinus variegatus (green sea urchin)
Lineage: Eukaryota; Metazoa; Echinodermata; Echinoidea; Temnopleuroida; Toxopneustidae
Product: basic leucine zipper and W2 domain-containing protein 1-like
Exons: 15
Coding region: 114-1409 (431 amino acids)
Cellular component (GO): cytoplasm; membrane
Molecular function (GO): protein binding
Source: RefSeq, a predicted model, not a curated record